Molecule: messenger RNA, 881 nt
Organism: Dreissena polymorpha
Lineage: Eukaryota; Metazoa; Mollusca; Bivalvia; Myida; Dreissenidae
Exons: 4
Coding region: 57-629 (190 amino acids)
Molecular function (GO): enzyme inhibitor activity
Source: RefSeq, a predicted model, not a curated record
GCUCGAUAUCUCUCUAAUCACCAGUCCGAGGCGGGCUAUCCCGAUAGGGACAGAAGAUGCGUCCUGGCUACAGUUUGGCAAGCAUUAUGUUUCCGGAGGUCACCCGCAACACUCAAUUCAUCGUAAAUAUGAAGUAUAUUGUUGCAGCGUUUUCCUUGCUUGGCAUAGUCUGUGUGUCACAACCUCUACAGGGGAUGCUCUUCGACACUUCACCUUUACUACACAACUACACAUCAGGAUUGAUGUACCAGGGCAUUCCUCAGCCAGGAGGGGACCCGAGCCACCAACAGGGGACGCUUCAGGCAGGAGGGGACCCCAGCCACCAAGGGGGCUCGCAGUAUCCCUACAACCAGGCACCGCAGGGCUUUGUUCCAAUAAAUGGACUACAUGUUACCUUGCCAAGUGCAGGCCAUGCUACACCGCAAACACAACAACCAACGUCCUUUGCGGCUUCUACCACGGCUUCCCCGGCAACAUCAACCGUGCCCCCCAUCACGACCUCGAACACGUGCGCGGUUGCUAAACAGCUGUGCAACUCGCACUGCCCUGGCGGUUACCUAGUGGACCCGGACGACUGCACGUUCUGCAUGUGCAAGAAAGACAUCCAGCCCUCUAACACAAUUGGCUAGGACGAGAAGUAGAGAGUUGCGCGACACUUUCACAAUCGAUGUCAAAACUGUUCUAUUAUUUUAUAUUAUUUGGCAUUAAAUGUGUUAUGAAGACAAACAAUACAAAAAAAUGAAUUGUGUUCAACACAUCAAGAAAUAAUACAAUUAUGAUUAAAUUGGCAUUCUUUUUAUCACAUAAAUGUUUUUGAAUCGAUAAAAAUUAGAGAGAAAUCCCUUGCAAAUGCAUUUGAUCUUCAAUAAAAUUUAAAAGAU